AUGGCAUCAAAAGAUUAUCAAGUGGAUUAUUACAUUAAUUCGCUUAUUAUUGAUAGAUUGAUUGAAGUAAAUAUAGCUGGAAAAAUUUUAAUGGAUAUGAUAGUGAAAGGACAAGAAAGUGAUGAAACAUCAGGAGAUUUAUCUUUAUACGUUACAAUUUAUAUUGAAAUGAUGAUUUCCGCUUGUUUGGCUAGAAAUGAUAACAAGAUAGCACAAGAAUUUGCAAACACCAAAUAUAAAUCAUAUAUUUCCAUACUAUGA
This is a messenger RNA of Rhizophagus irregularis DAOM 181602=DAOM 197198, 261 nucleotides long. The record is from RefSeq and is a predicted model, not a curated record. Lineage: Eukaryota; Fungi; Glomeromycota; Glomeromycetes; Glomerales; Glomeraceae.